AUGGCGCGGUCACUUACCCGCAUGCCGACUCUAGUUGCUGAGACACGAGAGGAGCGCGUCCAUGACCUGGGCGUUGAGUGCCCGUCGCUUUUGGAGUGGAAGCACUGGAGAGCCGGUGGCGAGUACCGGAAGAGUGUCACAGUGCGGAACGUCAGUCAGAAGCACCAGCGUAUCAAGUAUGCGCUGCCGUCGAGCGGGGCAUUCAGCAUGGAGUAUCCAGAAGAGCUGCAUCUGAGCCCUGGCAUGAGCGCGACCCUCGUGGUUAUCUUCAAACCCGGGCAGAACCCGGUUUACUCCGACAAGAUCAUCUUCUCUACGGCCAAAGGGGCGUUUGCGGUGCGUCUGGAGGGAAGGCAUCCGGGCGCGGAGCUGGUUAUGCCAUCGCAUCUCGACUUCGGGUUUUGUCCCGUCAAGGAAAGCACACCGCAAGCUUUUGCGGUGCGAAACACUGGUCACGUGCCUCUCGCUUUCUCCUGGGAGUGCGUCGCGCCCUUCGGCAUAGCCCCAGCGAGAGGGACGUUGCAACCAGGAGAAGCAGCCGAGUGCACGGCGGCGUUUGCUCCCGACGAGGCCUCGUCUUUCACCGCUUCAGCCACGUGUACGACGUCCGCCGGCGCCACGUCAUCGCUCACGCUCGUCGGCGUGGGCAAGUACCCCUUCCUGUCUGCCUCCACCACAGCCGUCGAUUUCGGGGAGGUUCUCAGCGGCUCGACCGUCGAUCACGAGAUUAUUCUCACCAACGCGGCCCUCGUGGCGGCUGCGUUCGAGCUCAGGAGUGUGAAUGGGGGCGGGGAGGAGCGGGGCAUACGGGUGACGCCCACGAGGGGGCGGCUGCUGCCGAACGAAAGGAUCGCUUUGAGGGUGACGUACUCGCCCUCGUCCGCCGGCACGUCGGCGUCCGCGACGUUCGAGAUCCCCACGGCCACCGGGCGCUCCAUCCGCAUUGAAUGCAGCGGCUCUGCGGUGGGGCCACGUGUCACGCUGUCGGCGUCCGGGCUUAACUUCGGGAUGGUCCGGGCGGGCACGGACGCGGUCCGAAGCGUCCGGCUGGAGAACCACUCAGGAAUGGAGGUCGCUUACCAACUCCGCGGAACGGAGUCCGGCCCCUUUUCCGUUGAGGUCACCACCGGAACCUGCCCCGCCUUCGGUUCAGCCACCGUCACCGUCCGCUUCGAUCCGAAAGAUCCGCUUAUGUACCACAAGCGCCUUUUCCUGCUGAUCCGGGACCACGCACCUCUAGCCGUUACUCUGAUCGGCAGUUGCUUCAACGACAAAAUGCGCCCCCCCCUCCUCAACCUGAAGCAGUUUAGAAACGGGUCGUCAGUCCAAGGCGAACCAGAUUGUUACGAAGACCCAAAUCUAGAGAGAGAGGAGGGAACGGAAAGUCCGCCGGAAUCGAACCAUAGCGGAGCGGAAGAGCUAGAGCGCUGGGAGGCGCUGUUCGCGGGCGCGGAGGAGAGGACACGUGUCCACGCUGACGUCACCCGGCUCGACUUCGGCGCGUGCGCGCGCGGGAAGCCGUCGGAGUUCAAGCCCGUAACGCUCACCAACGACUCCGAGGAGCGCGUUACAUGCACCUGGAUGACCCCCGAGGGGUUUGGCGGCGCUAACCCGGCGGGUUCAGAGGGAGUUAAGCUGUACCAGGUUUUUCCCCAAGAGGCGGAGAUACGACCGGGGGGCUCGUUUAUUUUCAACGUCGUCUUUCGGCCGAAAAGGGACAACUGCUUCUACUGCGACGACCUGGAAGUUCUAGUGGUUCCGAAGCGCUUGAGGCAGUGGGACGCCGCUCUAGCGGAAGUGCCGCCGCCCUCGGCGAUGAAAGUUCGGGCGAUCGCGCACACGUUCAAGCCCGGCGCCGACCACGUGAUGCCGCGCGCGCAAUUCUCGUCUGAGUCUGUGGCCCUCCCGCCGAGCCACGUGGGGGAUCCCUCGUUCCAAACGUCGGUUAUCUACAACCAGGGGGAUACACCGCUCAAGUUCGAGAUCCGCCCGACGUCCCUCGACUCCCCUUUCAAAGUUCACCCGACCGAAGGCGUCAUCCUCGGGCACGAGUUCCAGGUUCUGGCGUACCGAUUCUGCUCCGAAACCGAGGGAUCUCGUUCAGAACGAGUACUCUGCUUCUUCAACAACUCGCCCGCAAACCCCACCGAGCUGCGCUUAACCGCCGGGGCAUUCUUGCCGCGGGUCGAGCUAACCGAAGAUGGUAACCUCGGCUUCCGUCCGACGUGCGUGGGUGCCGUUUCGGAACGUGGGUUUGCGGUGCGGAACCUGGUUAAGAUCCCGGUUAGGGUUUCGUGGGCGGUUCCCCCGCGAUGGGCGGCGGUGAUUGGGGUGCAACCUGGAGAAGAAAUUUUGAGAGGCGGCGAGACUAGGGAGUUCGCCUGGAGCUUUGCCCCGAGGGAGCCCGGGGUGACGUCAGCCAAGGUGCAAUGCUUCGUCAGCGGUGUGCGGAUCCGGUCGGUUUAUUCCGCCAGACAGGAUUCAGGCCCCGGUGUCAAGACCUCGGGAAAGGUGGUUCCGCUGGGAGAGGAAGACAUGUCGGGUACGAACGAGGUGGGACAAAAGCUGACGUCAGCGGCCCAGAAGGUGACGUUGAGCGUAACCGGGGAGGGCAUUUCCGGAGUGUUUAAGCUCACUCCCGAGGAACUAGACCUGGGCACGUUACUGGUCGGAGCAAAGCACCGGGCGGCCCUGACGCUGCACAACCUGAGCGACGGGCCGCUGCAAUACGCGCUCGACGCGCGCCGCGCAGGAUUUGAGGAUUUAGACGAGGACGAAUUGGAGGGCGACACGUGUCUCAAGAUCGAGGCGCCUGCCGGAACGAUUCCGGCGCGGUCUUCCGUUUCCGUUCCGGUGAGUCUCCGGCCAAGCCGCCGGGCAGAAAUGUCAUUCGAGGUGACGUGCGCGAGGGUCGACGAGAGGAGAGCCGCCGAGGGGGAUCCCCCGGGUCACGUCAGCUGGGGAGACGGAACCGAGCUCUCCCCAGAGAACAGCUGGCAGGCGGCGUCAGAGCCCGCCACGUGUCUCGUGACCGCGCGCGCGGAUUACCCGACGCUGACGGUUGCUGACGUUAGGAGCGACGGCGUCAGCAAGGACCAGCUGUGGCGUCAGUUAAGGGCAGGUCAACUUAACCAGCUUUUGGCGGGGGAGCCGGGAGAACUAGAGCGGAGAUUAAAUGGGGGGAAGGAGAGCGCGGACUGGGCCGGAAUGGAGGAUGGAUUGGAGCGCCACGUGGUCGAUUUGGGCGCAGCGGUAACUGGGGGGAAGAAAGUGCGCACGCAUCUGGAGCUCAAAAACACAGGUCUGCUGACAUCAAAGUGGAAUAUUCGCCUGUGGGGCAAAGAAAGCGUGAGCCUCGAGAGCUGGGUGCAGACCGGGAAGCCUAGAACUUCCGAGGACAAGCACCGCGCGCAAGUCAGAGAGGAGAACCUCUUCGAGGUGCGCCCCCGGGGUGGCACCCUGAGCCCGGACGAGAGCUGCCACGUCAGCAUCGAGUACCAACCGGGCAGACCCGGUACGCACCGCCUGCCGGCGCUUCUGGAGAUCUCUAAAGGUCGCCGCACGCUGCUGAACCUCGUGGGAAGAACCCUAGAGUUCUACGAGAAACUUUUAAUCUUUUCCGAGAACCCGUUUGAUCUCGGGGGGGUCGUUUUAGGCGAGCGGCGGCCGCCCCUCCGCGGGAUGACGCUUCGGAACGGCGGCCCGUCGGAGAUCCGUUACCAGCUCGACACCCAGCCGUUAACCCGGUUAAGCGAGGCGAACCACGGGUUUGACGUGCUAACCGUGCGGAACCCGGAGGGCUGCAUUCCCGUCGGCGAGAGCGUGCAACUCGAGUGGCUGUUCACACCGAUCGAGGAGCGCGAAUACGAGGUCGAGCUUCCGCUGCUCGUGUGGGGGGCGGAAACCACGUAUAUCACCCUCAGAGGCCGCGGAGUCCGGCCGGAAUACAUGUCCCUCCCGGAAACCCCCGGUUUGGACCUUGGGUUAGGGUACAACCCGCGCCAAACCCUGAACCUCCCUAACCAACGCGCGACUCUGUCCGUCGAGAGCAUUAACUUCGAGCACGUGCCGGAGCUGUCCGUAAGUCGGCGGCUCGUGACGGUACGGAACCGGAGUUCGGACACCGUCCGGUUUUCGUGGCGACCGUCAUUAGCUGCGGACAGUCUCGCGUGCGGCCGCUUGAAGGUGGAACCGGAGCGCGGAACGAUGGCCCCUGGGGCAGAGUGCGUGUGCAAAGCGGUGAUGACAGCUGGCACACAGCCCGCAGUGUUUGAGGCAACCAUGAUCUGCGACGUCGCGCCAGCACCGUCUCAAGCUGCCGUCAAAUGUCCCGGGUCCCUCUCCCCCUCGUCCCCGGGCGCCACUCGGACACGUGGCAGCGUCCGGUGGGACACCGGCAAAGAGAACAAGAAGCUCCCGCUACGAAUCGCCGGGGAAGAGGAAGUAAUCGUCGACACGUUCCGCAAAAUUGGGAAGGAUACUCAAGGGAGGGCGCCGCUGAGUCACCAGUCUGUCUUGGAGGCGACCACCGAGAGCUACCGGACGAGACGGGACGGCCGGAAUCCGGGCGGAACGGUCAAGGCCAGCGGAACCAACGGAACUGCUCAGUCGGGCGAGCAGGCUGAGGACUCCGUAUCGAGUUUGUUCCUGACUUUGACUGGGCACGUUCAUUCGGGGGAGAGCUACCGGUCGCUAUUCGGAGAGUCCGGGAGUCACUUCCUGGUAGAAAACCCCCCGGCUGUCCCAACCGAGAGCGCGGUACCCGGACCGCAGGACCGGGAGGUUGUGGGCGAAGUCCUCGAAACAAUCCUUCGGGAGGCGUUCCGGGAUCCGGACGUCCGAACGGCCUGCGAGGCAGGUCCGGUAGACGGACCGUGUCUGCAGUCUGCGGAAGUUCCCACGUGGGCGUCGAUGCGGCGGAAAACGGCCGGGGAGGCAAAGGCAGACCGGGGAGAAAGCGGGGAACUCUUGGAGGUCUCACCCGAACGGAACGCGUCCAGACCUUUCGGGGAAGCGGUGUCUGAUGGAUAUCCCGCCGGAUUCUCGACGGAAGGUAGGGGAGAGGCUGCGGAAGAAAGUGGAGAAGACAGAGAAGGAAAGGCGGAGCCUCGGGACGUGGACGGUGAGGUCAGCAUGAGUGCUGGUGACGUCAUGCUGAACGUCAUGCAUGGCGACCGCGAGGAGCGCGCGAAGGGGACCGGGCAGACUGGGGCUGUGCGGAGUAUUGGAGUGGAUCAGGCAGCGGACUUAAAGCGUCUUGCUGAGUUCGUUCUGGAAGGCACCUUAUUCAGCGUUGUGAAGGAUGCUUUGAAGGACAAGGAUUGUCCGUAA
This is a messenger RNA of Klebsormidium nitens, 5331 nucleotides long. Lineage: Eukaryota; Viridiplantae; Streptophyta; Klebsormidiophyceae; Klebsormidiales; Klebsormidiaceae. The record is from the annotation of a GenBank genome assembly.